AUGUCACAACAUUCCAAGAAGAUUAAACUCACUGCAAUGUCCAUGGCUACAUGGUGGCAUAUUGAAUAUUUCUUAACAUUUAUUUUUUGUUUUUCUACAAUUCCUCUCUGUUUUUUUUUUUUUUGUCACUCUUUCUCAUUUUUCUUUCUCUCUUUCUCUUUUCUCUUUCUAUUCUCUCAUGCUCCACUUUCCUUCUUUUUUCUAUCCCUUACUCUUCCUAUCUUUUCACUAUAUUUUCAUUUCCUUUCCUUUCUCUACUGUCCUGACUCUUCUCUUUUUAUUUUCUGCCCAUUCCUCUUACUUUCUUUUUUCUAUCACCCUCCAGUUGUUCCCUUCUUUUAUCUACAAAUCUCCUUCUCUUCUUUUUCUUUCCUGCUUCCCUUCUUUCCUCUACCCCCCUCCUAUUCUUUCUUUCUUUUCUAUGCCACCAUCCUUCACUUCCGCUCUACUUUUCUUACUUUUUCUCUUUCCCUAUCUUUCCUGUCUUUUCUCCACAACCCUCAUCUUAUCUUUUUAUCUACCAGCCUCCUUUCCUUUCUUUCCUCUAUCACCUUCCUCCACUUUCUUUCUUUUCUUUACCACUCUCUCCUUUUUUCUCUGCCAUCUUCUUUUUCAUCUUUUUAUCUGGCACCCUCCUUUUUCAUCUUUUUAUCUGGCACCCUUCUUUACAUUUUUCUCUCUCAUCUUCUUUCACUUCCUUUCCUACAACCUUCCUUCUUUCUCUUCGUCUCUCCUCUAUUUUCCUUCUUUUCUCUAGUACACUCUCCUUCUCUUCUUUUUCUUUGUCCUUAUCUUUUUUCAGACAUCUUCCUUUUCUUCUUUUUAUCUGUCACCCUCUUUCCUGUCUUUUCUCUACCACCACCAUUUUCUUCUUUGUUAUCUAACCCAUCUUUUUCCCCUUAUUUUAUAUGCCAUUCCACUUCUCUUAUCUUUUCCAAAUGUCAUUCACCUUUUCAUUCUCUUACACUUCUUACCUUUUUUGUCUUUUUACACUCUACCAUCUCUCAUUCCUUCCAUUCUGUCCACUAUUAA
This is a messenger RNA of Acanthosepion pharaonis, 1032 nucleotides long. The record is from the annotation of a GenBank genome assembly. NCBI's taxonomy places the organism in Eukaryota, Metazoa, Mollusca, Cephalopoda, Sepiida, Sepiidae.